Messenger RNA from Lycium barbarum (goji berry), 846 nucleotides. RefSeq lists its product as uncharacterized. The coding region runs from base 94 to 846 and encodes 250 amino acids. The transcript has a single exon. Lineage: Eukaryota; Viridiplantae; Streptophyta; Magnoliopsida; Solanales; Solanaceae. The record is from RefSeq and is a predicted model, not a curated record.
AAUAAUGAUGAAAAUUCCUCUUCAUCAUCAUCAUCUUUAGAUUUAGAUGAUACUACUGCAGAAGAGCAGCAAGUAAUCUUGCAAAAUAUUCGCAUGAACAACUAUAUGUUGCAAUAUUUGCAAGAAUAUCAAAAUAAUGAAGUUUUCAGAGUUGGCUCUGUUCCAGGUCAUUUAGUAAUCAAUCGAGAUCGUGAAGCAGCUGAUAAUAAUUUAUUUCUCGAUUAUUUUUCAGAUAAUCCACCCUAUAAUGAUGGUAUGUUUCGUCAUCGAUAUCGGAUGUCUCGGAAUUUGUUUCUUCGUAUUGUUGAUGCAAUUAAAGCUCAUGUUACGUACUUCGAACAACGUGCUGAUGCGAUGGGUAGAUUUGGUUUAUCUAUUGUACAAAAAAUCACAGCUGUGUUUAGAAUGUUGGCAUACGGCUUGCCAGCGGAUGCCGCUAACGAAUAUGUGAAAAUUGGAGAGUCAACUGCAAUUGAAAGCAUGAAGAGAUUUUGUCGAGCUAUCGUAGAGGUUUUUGGCCAGCAGUAUCUGAGAUCACCAACAGCUAACGAUGUUGCAAGGCUUCUUCACAUCAGUGAGCAACGUGGUUUUCCAAGAAUGCUAGGUAGUCUAGAUUGCAUGCAUUGGAGAUGGAAAAAUUGUCCAACAGCAUGGGUUGGACAAUAUGCAGGUCGUAGUGGAUCCCCACCAAUAAUUCUUGAAGCUGUAGUUGAUUAUGACCUUUGGAUAUGGCAUGCAUAUUUUGGUAUGCCCGGCACCAAUAAUGACAUUAAUGUUUUAGAAUCGUCACAUCUGUUUUCCAAUCUUGCUAAAGGUAUUGCUUCUCCUGCCCAUUAUGUUAUUUAG